This is a messenger RNA of Acanthaster planci (crown-of-thorns starfish), 4193 nucleotides long. RefSeq names its product monocarboxylate transporter 13-like. Gene Ontology annotation, molecular function: monocarboxylic acid transmembrane transporter activity. The record is from RefSeq and is a predicted model, not a curated record. Gene Ontology annotation, biological process: transmembrane transport. Lineage: Eukaryota; Metazoa; Echinodermata; Asteroidea; Valvatida; Acanthasteridae.
CGGCCCUCAGUUUAGAAUAGAAAUUAGUCCCAUUUUAACGUAACUUUACAGGUCAGGUAGUGUUUGUUGGUGGUCGACAGAGAUUUCUGUCAAGUGACCUCAGAUUUACCAUGGGCUUAUAUUAUGGCUCUUGUCGGAUCGAUGCACAUCUAAGCGCCUUUCAGUAUGGAAACAACACUUCACCUCUGUUGCAGUCAUAAUGGGAGCCCGUAUACUGGACAGUGUGUUGCAUCUUACUGACUCCACUUUAGCGAUUGUGCAAAGAGUGGACGGGGAGUCGCGAUACCUAACGAAGUAUUAAUUUUUAUCGAUCCUAGAUUUAUGUCUUUUCAGCUCAUAUUUUCCCAGUGACUGACCUUUAGUGAGAUGAUGAAAGGGAUGAUGACGCAGGAUGCAACUUUCUCUGCCUAGCAGCCCAGAGAGGAGCCGCGUGACACGGGGGUGUUACAGGGCCGCAAAGUGAUUCAUUCAUCUCUGGUCUAUCAAUGAUCAACUUGAUACUCGGUGGAUUGGACAGCUCCCACACCCAAGUUGCACGGCUCAUAUGCUGUAUAUACAUGUACAGUCCCUGAUCCAAGCGAAUCCUUGUUACCACAGUGCCCUGAAGCUUGCUUGCUUUCGCUGUCGAAGUGGAAAGAGAUAGCCUCAAGCGGGCCGGCGUUCUGCUCGAGUAUUUAAUCCAUCCUUCCUCCAUGUCUGACCUGUGCUGUUAGACUGUACAGCUGAGAUGGAUCUAGUCAGCAAACCAGCUCUGUACUCGUCGUCGAAGUUUCGAGGAUGGCUCAUGGUCGGCAUCGCAUUUGUAGAAAUAUUUAUCAUUUGUGGGCCAACUUACAACUUCAGCAUAAUCUUCUUGAGUCUUCAGGAUGAGUUCAACGCAGGGGCUACUUGGACAGGCUGGAUUGGGUCACUCGCCAACUCUUUGAUGGGAGCGGCUGGGCUGAUAUCCAUGCCGUUGAUCCAACGCUACGGCCCCAGACUUGUCACGCUGGUCGGUCUGGUGGCGUUCGGCGGCGGACUCGUUACGACGUCGUUGGUGCCCGCUCUGGCAUACGCCUACGUUACCUUCGGUGUUGUUGUUGGACUGGGAGCCAACUUUGUCUUGCAGUCUGUCGUUCACCUGCUGUUUAGCUGGUUCCCGGAGAAAAACUGCUCACGUGCUUUCUCCCUGGUUAUGUUGGGAACCUCGUUUAGUGAGCUGGCGUUUGCACCUCUCCUGACUACACUCAUAAGGGUGUUUGCUUGGCGCAACGCCCUGAGGAUCAUCGGCGGAGGAAGUAUCAUACUGGGUUUCGUCUUUGCUGUGCCCAUCACAAGUCCGGCAACGACUACCAACCACGAGCGGGGAACUCGGGCUAAGGAGUCGCGCGACGAGCCCUGUACUGACAUGGCAACCGAUGCGGUGAUUCCAGACGGUCUGUCAGAAAACAGUCGACAAAGAGUGCUGGAGGUCGCUUGGAAGAUAGAUACCUGGCUGUGGAGUCUCUGCUUGGUCCUCGUCUAUUUGGGGUGGACAUUCGUCACCGUGAAUUACGCCAGCUUCAUGGAACAUGAUCUCCAAUUCACAACAGACCAGAUCACCAUUGCCAUUAUGAUGCUCGCAGUCGGCGGUAUUGUAGGCAAGAUACUUCUUUCCCUAUUCGCCGAUCGUCUGCCUUGUCUGAAGCUUUAUGUCGUGGCGGCUGCGUCCCUUCUUGGAGCUGUGGUAGCCGGCCUGAUGACCUGGCUUCGAUCGGUUUCGCUAGUGUACAUCGUUUCACUGUUUGUGGGAUCAGUUCGCUCAGCGUCGAACGCUAUGCCGUUUCCGGCGACAAUGGAAAUUUUUGGGGAGUAUGGCUCAUGUAUCGUCAGUGUUUUAUCGAUGGUACCCUACGGUAUAGGAAUCCUCAUUGGCGCUCCGAUUUCAGGCAGUUUCUACGACUUGACUGGAGACUACAACCUCAGCCUGUUUGUCAUCGUUGCAAUAUUUGUGUGUUCUUCAGCCGUCGCAUUAGCGAUUCCCAUCAAGAAAAGGACUCAGUUAUCUAGCUAUAGUUUUUCCUUCCGACCGAAAGCGACAAAGUCAUCUCGGGAAAUUCCACAUGUAUACUCCGUCUCAGGCAUGAGAGUUUAAUUAUAACAUAAAAGACUUGGAUCGGCCGUGGAAAAAAAAUAUUCUUAUAGAGAUGCUAGAUGGUCAUUCAUUCUACUGCUUUAUAGGUGCGUUGAUUGGCUAAUUCCUUUUCAGGAGAUUCAAAGGAAAUACAUGUACGUCGACAAGGGGUUCAGACACGCGAAGCAGUAGAUAUCAGGUAGUGCGCUUGCGCCAGUAUCUAUGUGCCUCAUCGUGAACACAAAUACUGUCGAAUCAUGGGCUUGGCGAAAUUUGACGUCAGCAUCCUGAAAUAGCAGCUGUGUACCCCAGCUCACCGUUAGGAGACGGGGAUAAGUAAAGCUUUCAAUUUGGCGUCGUUACUUUUUUAACGCUUUAAAUGUAAUUAUUUCCCUUUAUAUUUGAUUUCAUUUUAAGUGUUGUCUACUGUGUAACCGAGUGGUCUGAUAAGAGGAAAUGUUAGAUAUAAAUCGACUACUCCACUUGUACUUGAGCAGGGUUAGAGCCCAGUACAAGAAAUAAGGCAUCAGGGGAUGUGGUGGCACCAAAGAAUACUUUAUUGGCUGAUAAUUUUUGUAUUUACAAAUUUUUACAAAGCUGAGUGGCUUGUGUGACUUACAUAAUUAAAAAACGACGGUCAAUGAUAUAUUGACCUGUAAUAAAUGCACACAAGAAAAGAAAUUAUACUUUAGAUAAGUCCAUUUUACAACAAUUUUUUCAAGUAUCCUCCAAGAUACCAACAGGUUGCUUAUGCCACGUAUUGAUAUAAAUAAUCAGAAUGUUGGUAGGAUUAGGCAAUUUCGCGACUUCGUUGUAAUUUUAACACUUUCGAAGCAAUGUACAGUAUAACGGAUCUCACCAAAUAUGCGUCCAAUCGGUGAAAGUUAAGAUUAACCCACAAGUUGCACUUUCCCUAUCGUAAUUCUUGUUCUCAGAUUUUAACAAAAAUGGUACACACGGUGUGUAAUACAUCAAACCUACCAACAGCCUACAGCUGGUAAUAUGUAGUGUGACGGAUCCAGAGGAUGGCUGAAAAAUACAAGAAAAUAUUUAUGAAGAUAUGUAAAGAUAAGUAGUAAGCGUAUGUAGAGCUGACAAUGUUUAUUAUUUGUUACUCAUAAGGAACCCUCUACUGUGCACUUUCUAUGGAUCCACGAACACUUAAUUUAACUUUCCACUUUCUAUUGAUCCAAGUACACUUAAUUUAACUUCAGGGUUUGUCAUCUUUAAUCUCUUAUUUACAAUAACAAGUUGGGAAGAUAUCAAUAACUUUUUCAGUAUAUUUAUCAGCUGAAUAACAUUCCAAGAAAACAUACAAUAUGCAAAACGUCGAUACUGGGUCAUCUGUCAUCUAAGAAUUUUGUAAAUGGAACUUACCACGCAGCGUCCCUCGACCUCUGCCAAUCACGAACGCAGUACGCAGGAAGGCAGUGAUUGCACGAUCAUACACAUACAUGUGUAGGCGGAGCAACAAAAUAGCUUGGUGCUCAGCAAGGAGGUUCGGAGGCAGAGUGAUUUGAUCAGAAUGUUUCUGCUCAACCCCCUACUCCACAGGGUUCGGGUGAACCAACAACUUUUCAUCCCGGUAGUUGUGAACGAAUGCAGGGUAGAAACAGUCGUUCACAAGUCACUUGUUAGAAAUGCUUGGCAUGCAUGGCUCCAGUCAGUGCAGAAAUGCACUCACAGAGGGCGCUAUACAAUGUAGUUGCCAUCUACUUUUAUCAAGUAUAAAGUGAAGGUUUACAAGAGAGGGCGCUCUACAACACGAGGCUGCAAUAAGAAAUAUGUUGCAGAAGUGGAGGGACUAGUGACUAUAGAAUAGUCGACCGGUCACAGAUGUUUAUCUUUUUGUACGUCAAGUUGUCAAUUUUAUUCUCCAUGGCGAAUGUUCUUGUUACUCUAGUCUUUCUUUGCAUUCAUAUUGAAUAUGUAUCUUUCGUUAACAUGUAAUUUCAAGUUUCUGGACUUUUCUUGUGAUACACUGUUGGAGAGUCCUUUUAUCUCAUACUUGACAACUGUUCAAAUGUGUGCCACUGCAUAUGAAUACGUAUGUUUUUAAUGUCAUAUGUUGUGGGUGCCUCUGGUCGUCCAUCUGAAAUAA